ACCACCGCAGGCCUUCCUGUUGCUAGCGACGGCUUGUUUUUAGCUGUGCAACCCAUCCAGCCAAGGAUUACUCCGGGUGUCAAGAUGCUGCCUACCGUUGAAGCUUGAUCUCCGCAGCGUGCCGGUGGCAACAAUGGGGGCUUUUAAAGAACUGCUUUUGGAAACACUCAGUCAUUUGGGUCAGGAGGAGUUGGAGAAAUUCAAGUGGCUGCUGCAGUUCACGUUCUUCCAGAGGAGCCUUGAACUCAUCUCAUCGAGUGAACUGAGCCGUCCUCACACCUCGUGGAGAGGACCGCAGUGGAUUGACUGUAUAAACAAAGUGGUGGAUGUGAUGUUGGAGAGAUGCGGUCAACAGUCUGUGGAGGUGACCAUGGAGGUUUUGAUGGACAUGAACAGAACUGAUCUCUCAGAGACCAUCUCAGGACACAAAGCUGCAGGAUCAUCAGCUGAAGCGUUUGGUGUGAGAACCACGCAGGGAGAGAAACACUGUAUGGAUGAACAUUGGCCUGCAUUGGUCCAGACGGUGGAGAUGAUGACAUCUGUCAUAGAGCUGCUUUUGGAAACACUGGCUGGUUUGAGUGACUGGGAGCUCUUGCUGUUCAGUCACGUCCUCCUGGGUCAGAUUGACCUCCACAGACGCCACUCAGACAUGCCAUCGAUGCUGCUGAGAACAGAAGACAGGCAGGUCACAGUGUUUUUAAUGGUGCUGACCUAUGGCCAACAGUCUGUGGAGAUUACCAAGAAGGCUUUAAAGAUAGUGGAGAGGACUGAUCUAGUGCAGAGGUUGUCAGACAGCAGCUCAAGACCCAAAAAGAAACACUCAGGUGAACACCAAUCUGCACUGAUCCAGAAAGUAGCAACAAUGGCAGCUGUUAAACAGCUGCUUUUGGAAACUCUGAAUGAUUUGAGUGACAAGGAGCUCAAGAAAUUUAAGUGGUUCCUGGAGUUGAUUGUCUCCCAGAAGGACCUCCCAGAUGUCUCACUGGAGUUUGGCUUCACAAACGACAGAGCAGAAAUAGUGGAUGUGAUGUUGCAGACCUACAGCCAACAGUCUGUGCCAUUAACCAGGGAGGUUGUAAAGAAAAUGAACAGGAUUGAUCUGAUGCAGAGGUUGUCAAAGCCCAGCUCAGAACUCGAAGAGGCACACUCAGUGGAUGAACAUGUACCUGCAGUGUUGAAGAAAGCAGCUGUGAAAAUGGUUCUUUUGGAAACACUGAAAGAUUUGAGUAAGAAGGAAAUCGAGAAAUUCAAGUGGUUGCUGCGGUUCACGCAGUUCCAGAAGGGUCUUCCACACGUCCCAUUGAGCGGACUACAGGGGGCAGACAGUACAGACACACUGGUGGAUCUGAUGGUCCAGACCUGUGGCCAGCAGUCUGUGGAGGUGACCACAGAGGUUUUCAUGGACAUGGACAGGACUGAUCUAGUAAAGAGGUUGUCAAUCAUCAGCUCAAGAAUCAAAGGUCAGAGAAAAAAGACAAAAACUGCCACAUUACACAAUCAUAUGUUUCUCAGAAAUGUUUAAUAAAUACAUCUUAGAUUUCAUAGUGAAGCUGCAUUCAAACUUUAUUUAAUCAAUAAGAAAUCUGAAAAAUUAGAAAGCAGACAGCGA
Molecule: messenger RNA, 1609 nt
Organism: Epinephelus moara (kelp grouper)
Lineage: Eukaryota; Metazoa; Chordata; Actinopteri; Perciformes; Serranidae
Exons: 9
Coding region: 134-1522 (462 amino acids)
Biological process (GO): regulation of apoptotic process
Cellular component (GO): cytoplasm
Molecular function (GO): protein binding
Source: RefSeq, a predicted model, not a curated record